CUGACGUGGCCUGGGGGGGUCUUCGUUCUUUUUAAACCCCUGCUCUGUCUUUUGCUUCAUUUAGUCACAUGCUGAACAAGUCUCUUAACGUCCACUUUGCGGCUGUCUUAUAACUUAUCUCCCAUGCUCACAGGCUCCGAGUAUUCAUUCUCACAAACGCAUCUGAGCCAAUCUGUCUAUUAAGAAGCGGCCUCCACAUUUGUCACGAUAUCGCCAAUUAAAAAUUGAGACUAACUGCGCUGGAAACGAGAAUCGGAUUCUUCAGUUCUUCAGCCACGGAAGUGCUCGGUUUGACAAGCCAGAUCUUCUUAACAAGUAUACCCGAAAGACCUACUAUCACUCACUCUUUCCCCCCCGGGAGGCUUCUUCCAACUUUUGAACUUUCUUCAUCGCAAGCGCGCGCCUGGCACUGACCUGCGAAAAUAGUUUUUUUUUUUUGCGCUCCCCCACGUGUGGUAAAUUUCACACACAGGGUUCAUUGAUUGCGGUAUAAAAAAGGGGGCAAGGAAACUAAAAACAUGAUGAGCAAUAAUACGUACUACGACCAGCAGCAGCCGCCUCAGUACUACCAGGGCUCCGAUAACGGGGAAGAGCAGGACGAGGAGAUGCCUGCCACCGAAAAGGAUCUAGCGGAAGAUGCUCCUUGGAAGAAGAUCCAGCAGAACACCUUUACCAGGUGGUGUAACGAACACCUGAAAUGCAUGAACAAGAGAAUAAACGACCUACAGAAAGACCUCAGCGACGGGCUCAAACUAAUCGGUCUGCUGGAGGUUUUGAGUCAAAAGAAAAUGUACAGAAAGUAUCACGCGAGACCCAACUUCAGACAGAUGAAAUUGGAAAAUGUAUCUGUCGCGCUGGAAUUCCUGGAGAGAGAACACAUCAGACUGGUAUCGAUAGACAGCAAGGCCAUUGUGGACGGGAACCUGAAGCUGAUCCUGGGCCUGAUCUGGACGCUGAUCCUGCACUACUCCAUCUCCAUGCCCAUGUGGGAGGACGAGGAUGACGAGGACGCCAAGAAGCUGACGCCCAAGCAGCGGCUCCUGGGCUGGAUCCAGAACAAGGUCCCGCAGCUGCCCAUCAACAACUUCCACAGGGACUGGAGGGACGGCAAGGCCCUGGGAGCCCUGGUGGACAACUGCGCCCCCGGUCUGUGCCCCGACUGGGAGACCUGGGACCCCAACCAGCCCGUGGAGAACGCCAGGGAGGCCAUGCAGCAGGCUGACGAUUGGCUGGGCGUGCCACAGGUUAUCGCUCCAGAAGAGAUUGUGGAUCCCAAUGUGGAUGAGCACUCGGUCAUGACCUACCUGUCACAGUUCCCCAAGGCCAAGCUCAAGCCCGGGGCCCCACUGCGGGCCAAAACCCUGCACCCCAAGAGAGCCAAGGCCUACGGGCCAGGUAUCGAGCCCCGUGGGAACAUCGUGCUGAAACUGGCCGAGUUUACCGUGGAAACCGUGGAGGCGGGGCUCGGUGAGGUCAUCGUGUACGUGGAGGACCCAGAGGGACACACGGAGGAGGCCAGAGUUGUUGCCAACAACGACAAGAACCGAACCUACACAGUGACCUACAUGCCCAAGGUGGAAGGCCUCCACAAGGUGACUGUACUGUUUGCGGGGCAGGACAUAGACAGGAGCCCCUUCAUGGUCAGCGUCUCCAAGGCGAUGGGAGACCCCAACAAGGUAUCAGCCCGCGGGCCGGGUCUGGAGCCUGUCGGGAACGUCGCCACGAAGCCCACUUACUUCGACAUCUAUACCGCAGGUGCUGGGGCGGGAGAUGUGGGCGUGAUCAUCGUCGAUUCUCAGGGUCGCAGAGACACGGUGGAGAUCCUUCUGGAAAACAAGGGGGACAGCAUUUUCCGCUGCACCUACCGGCCCAUGCUGGAGGGUCCGCACACCAUCUACGUCACCUUCGCCGGCCAGCAGAUACCCCGGAGCCCCUACUGUGUCAACAUCUCAGAGGCUCCGCCUAGCGCCCUGCCAACCGGUACACCGGUUCAGAUAAUCCCCCAGUCUAUACGCACUCCGCCCACAGAAAAGACCAAGAAAAUCCCUCCCCCAACGCCACCUAAGCCCAGGCGACCAACCAGCAACCCUAAUGCCUGCAGGGCCACCGGGCGGGGCCUCCAGCCCAAGGGGGUGCGGGUGAAGGAGGUGGCCGACUUCAAGGUGUUCACCCGAGGAGCUGGAACUGGGGAGCUCAAGGUCAUGGUGAAGGGGCCAAGAGGUGGAGAGGAGCCAGUGAAGGUGCGAGACGUUGGAGAUGGGGUGUACGAGUGUGACUAUUAUCCCAUCCUACCUGGAAAAUACACCAUCAUCAUUACCUGGGGAGGACACACCAUUCCACGCAGCCCCUUUGAGGUGGAGGUGAGUGAGGAGGCGGGACUGCAGAAGGUUCGGGCGUGGGGUCCGGGCUUGGAGACGGGGAUGGUGGGAAAGUCAGCCGACUUCGUAGUGGAGGCCAUCGGCACAGAGGUGGGGACACUGGGAUUCUCUAUCGAGGGUCCAUCUCAGGCCAAGAUCGAGUGCGAUGACAAGGGUGACGGCUCCUGCGAUGUGCGCUAUUGGCCCACGGAGCCCGGCGACUACGCCGUACACGUCAUCUGUGACGACGAGGACAUCAAGGACAGCCCCUUCAUGGCCCACAUCAUCCCCGCAGCCAACGACGUCUUCCCUGGGAGGGUCAAGGCCUACGGCCCAGGUCUGGAGCCUACCGGCUGCAUCGUGAACAAACCCGCUGAGUUUACUAUCGACGCCCGUGGAGCCGGGAAGGGUCAGCUGAAGAUCUAUGCUCAGGACGCUGAGGGCUUCCCCAUCGACAUCCAGAUCACGGACAAGGGUGACGGUACCUUCAUCUGCGUGUACAUCCCCACCAAGCCCAUCAAACACACCAUCAUCAUCACCUGGGGUGAAGUCAACAUUCCCAACAGUCCCUUCAGGGUGGCCAUUGGAGAGGGCAGUCACCCGGAGAACGUGAGGGUGUACGGGCCGGGGGUGGAGAAGAGCGGCCUGAAGGCGGGGGAGCCCACCUACUUCACGGUGGACUGCAGCGAGGCGGGGCAGGGUGAUGUCAGCAUCGGGAUCAAAUGUGCUCCUGGUGUAGUGGGCCCGGCGGAGGCUGACAUCGACUUCGACAUCAUCAAGAACGACAACGACACCUUCACUGUGAAGUACACGCCCCCUGGGCCCGGGCGCUACACCAUCAUGGUCCUGUUCGCUGACCAGGAAAUACCCAUUAGCCCCUUCAGGAUCAAGGUAGACCCCUCCCACGACGCGGCGAAGGUGCGAGCUGAGGGUCCCGGGCUCAACAAGACAGGUGUGGAGGUCGGCAAGCCCACCCACUUCACCAUCUAUACAAAGGGGGCGGGGAAGGCCAAGCCCGACGUCCAUUUCGCCGGUGCGCUGAAAGGCGAGGCCGUGCGAGACUUUGAGAUCAUCGACAACCACGACUACUCCUACACCGUCAGAUACACGGCUGUGCAGCAGGGAAACAUGACAAUCUCUGUCUCGCAUGGGGGAGACCCCAUUCCCAAGAGCCCUUUCAACAUCACCGUAGCCCCUGCCAUGGAUCUCAACAAGGUCAAAGUUCAAGGGCUCAACAACAAGGUUGACGUGGGGAAGGAUCAGGAGUUCUCCAUCAACACACGGGGCGCAGGAGGACAGGGUCACGUGGAUGUUAAAAUCAGCUCUCCCUCGCGCCGGCCAAUCCCAUGCAAGCUCGAGUCAAGCGCGGCUAAUGACUUCCACUCCGUGAAGUACAUUCCCCCAGAGGAGGGACCCUACAAGGUGGACAUCAGCUACGAUGGGAACCCCAUUCCGGGGAGCCCCUUCACUGUGGAGGGGGUCAUGCCCCCCGACCCCUCAAAGGUGCGUGCGUAUGGCCCAGGCCUUGUAGGAGGAUUUGUGGGUAAACCGGCUCCCUUCGCUAUCGACACCAAGGGGGCGGGGACGGGCGGGCUGGGCCUGACCGUGGAGGGUCCCUGCGAGGCCAAAAUCGAGUGUCAGGACAACGGGGACGGCUCGUGCUCCGUCUCCUACCUCCCCACCGAGCCCGGCGAGUACGCCAUCAACAUCCUGUUCGCCGAGGCCCACAUCCCCGGCUCGCCCUUCAAGGCCGUCAUCCAGCCGGUCUUCGACCCCAGCAAGGUGACGGCGAGCGGGCCAGGCCUGGAGAGGGGAAAGGUCAACGAGGCGGGCUCCUUCAACGUGGACUGCUCCAAGGCCGGGGAGGCCGAGCUGACCAUCGAGAUCAUCUCGGACACGGGCGUGAAGGCCGAGGUGCACAUCCAGAACAACGCCGACGGCACCUACUCCAUUACCUACAUCCCGCCGUUCCACGGCACCUACACCAUCACCAUCAAAUAUGGAGGGCACGCCGUGCCCAAGUUCCCUGCCCGUGUGCAGGUGGACCCCGCCAUCGACACCAGCGGAAUCAAGGUCUACGGACCCGGGGUUGAGCCCAGAGGCGUUCUACGUGAAGUCACCACGCACUUUGUUGUCGACGCUCGUGCCCAGAGCAAGACUGGGGGCAGUCACGUGAAGGCCCGGAUUGUCAACCCGUCAGGCACCAACACAGACGCCUACAUCUCGGACAAAGGAGAUGGGACUUACCAAGUGGAGUACACCACAUAUGAGGAUGGUAUCCACCUGAUCGAGGUCCUGUACGAUGAUGUGGCCAUUCCUAAGAGCCCCUUCCGGGUCAUGGUGACCGAGGGGUGUGACCCGACCCGAGUGCGAGCGUAUGGGCCUGGUCUGGAGGAGGGCCUGGUCAACAAACCCAACCGCUUCACCGUGGAGACAAGGGGUGCUGGUACUGGGGGGCUGGGCCUGGCCAUUGAGGGUCCAUCAGAAGCCAAGAUGUCCUGCAAAGACAACAAGGACGGCAGCUGCAGCGUUGAGUACAUCCCCUUUACCCCGGGCGACUACGAUGUCAACAUCACCUUCGGAGGACUGGCUAUCCCAGGCAGUCCAUUCCGCGUGCCGGUGAGAGAGCUGGUGGACCCCAGUAAGGUGAAGUGCUCGGGCCCGGGGCUGGGGAGCGGGGUCAGAGCCCACGUCCCUCAGACCUUCACUGUGGACAGCAGCAAGGCUGGCCUGGCCCCUCUGGAGGUGCAGCUCCUGGGACCUACUGGUGUGGCCGAGCCCCUCAGUAUCAAUGACAACGGUGACGGCACGCACACCGUCAACUACACCCCCGCCAAGGACGGUCCCUACACCGUGUCCGUCAAAUACGCCGACCAGGAGGUCCCCCGCAGUCCGUUUAAGGUGAAGGCUCUACCGGCUCAUGAUGCCAGUAAGGUUCGUGCCAGUGGCCCGGGCCUCAACGCCUCCGGCGUUCCCGCCAGCCUCCCGGUGGAGUUCACCAUCGACGCCCGCGACGCUGGCGAGGGGCUUCUGACCGUGCAGAUCCUGGAUCCCGAGGGCAAGCCGAAGAAGGCGAACAUUCGGGACAACAGGGACGGGACGUACACCGUGUCCUACGUGCCGGACAUGACCGGCCGCUACACCAUCACCAUCAAGUACGGCGGAGACGAGAUCCCCUACUCGCCCUACCGCAUCCACGCCCUGCCGUCCGGAGACGCCAGCAAGUGCCUGGUCACAGUGUCUAUUGGAGGACAUGGAUUGGGCGCAGGUCUUGGCCCCACCAUUCAGAUCGGAGAGGAGACGGUCAUAACUGUAGACGCAAAGGCUGCUGGGAAGGGCAAGGUGACCUGUAAGGUGUCGACCCCCGACGGGGCGGAGCUGGACGUAGACGUGGUGGAGAACUCCGACGGAACCUUCGACAUCUACUACACCGCCCCCGAGCCGGGGAAGUACGUCAUCACCAUCCGCUUCGGAGGAGAGCACAUCCCAAACAGCCCCUUCCACGUCGUGGCGUGUGACACCAUUCCUAUAGUCGAGGAACCGUGUGACAAGCUGCAGUUACACCAGCCCUACGCUCCGUACCAGGGCUACCCCCCGCACUGGGCCACGGAGGAGCCAGUCUUACCUGUGGACACCAUGGAGCCCAUGUUGCGCCCCUUUAGCCUGGUCAUACCCUUCACUGUGCAGAAGGGCGAGAUCACAGGUGAGGUUCGCAUGCCUUCAGGCAAGAAGGCUCGUCCUCACAUCACGGACAACAAGGACGGGACCGUGACUGUGAAAUACGCCCCCACGGAGAAGGGCUUACACGAGAUGGACAUCAAGUAUGACGGCAACCACAUACCAGGGAGUCCACUGCAGUUCUACGUUGACGCCAUCAACAGCCGCCAUGUGACCGCGUACGGGGCGGGGCUGAGCCACGGUAUGGUGAACAAGCCCGCUACAUUCACCAUCGUCACCAAGGACGCCGGAGAAGGUGGUCUGUCUCUGGCUGUGGAGGGUCCAUCCAAGGCUGAGAUCACCUGCAAGGACAACAAAGAUGGCACCUGCACCGUGUCCUACCUGCCCACGGCUCCUGGCGACUACAACAUCAUUGUCAAGUUUGACGACAAGCACAUCCCAGGGAGCCCUUUCACCGCCAAGAUCACAGGCGAUGACUCUAUGAGGACCUCUCAGCUCAACGUUGGCACGGCGACAGACGUCUCUCUGAAGAUCACAGAGACGGACUUGAGCUCGCUGACGGCUAGCAUACGAGCCCCAUCGGGCAACGAGGAGCCCUGUCUGUUGAAGAGACUGCCGAAUCGCCACAUCGGGAUCUCCUUCACCCCUAAGGAGGUGGGGGAGCACGUGGUGAGCGUGAAGAAGCAGGGCAAGCACGUGACCAACAGCCCGUUUAAGAUCAUGGUGGGGCAGUCCGAGAUCGGCGACGCCAGCCGGGUGAAGGUGUACGGGAAGGGCCUGGUGGAGGCGCACACCUUCGAGGUGGCCGAGUUCAUCGUGGACACGCGGAGCGCAGGGUACGGGGGUCUGGGCCUGUCGAUCGAGGGUCCCAGUAAAGUGGACAUAAACUGUGAGGAUAUGGAGGACGGGACGUGCAAGGUGACGUACUGCCCCACCGAACCCGGCACUUACAUCAUCAACAUCAAGUUCGCCGACCAGCACGUUGCAGGAAGUCCGUUCACGGUGAAGGUGACCGGAGAAGGGAGGAUGAAGGAGAGCAUCACCAGGAAGAGGCAGGCCCCCUCCAUCGCCACCGUGGGGAGCACCUGCGACCUCAACCUCAAAAUCCCAGGGAACUGGUUUCAGAUGGUGUCGGCUCAGGAGCAGCUGACGCGCACGUUCACGCGCAGCAGCCACACGUACACGCGCACGGAGCGCACGCAGAUCAGCCAGACGCACGGCGGGGAGACCAAGCGCCAGGUGCGCGUGGAGGAGAGCACGCAGGUCGGGGGCGCCGGGGACCCCUUCCGAAACGUCUUCGGGACCGACUUCAUGGGCCGGGAGAGUCUGGGCACCUUCAGCAGUGCCCCGCCCAGACCUGAGGGCGAGACGGGCACCCAGGAGAUGACCGCCCAGGUGACCAGCCCGGGGGGGAAGACCGAGGACGCCGAAAUCAUCGAGGGCGAGGACAGCACCUACAGCGUCCGCUUCGUCCCCGAGGAGAUGGGCCCCCACACCGUCAACGUCAAGUACAGGGGCCAGCACGUGCCCGGGAGCCCCUUCCAGUUCACCGUAGGGCCCCUGGGAGAGGGAGGGGCCCACAAGGUCCGGGCCGGGGGCACCGGGCUGGACCGGGGCGUGGCAGGAGUGCCAGCGGAGUUCAGUAUCUGGACUCGAGAGGCGGGCGCGGGGGGUCUGUCUAUCGCGGUGGAGGGGCCCAGCAAGGCGGAGAUCUCCUUUGAGGAUAGGAAGGACGGGUCCUGUGGGGUCACCUACGUGGUUCAGGAGCCAGGCGAUUACGAGGUGUCGAUCAAGUUCAACGACGAGCACAUCCCCGACAGCCCCUUCAUCGUCCCCAUCGCCUCGCUGUCGGACGACGCCCGGCGACUCACUGUCACCAGCCUACAGGAGAAGGUGUUGAAGGUGAACCAGGAAGCCUCCUUCGCGGUGCAGCUGAACGGGGCUCGGGGGGUAAUAGAUGCCAAGGUGCACACUCCCUCGGGGGCAGUAGAGGAGUGCUACGUCACCGAGCUGGACAGCGACAAACACGCGAUCCGCUUCAUCCCACGGGAAAACGGUGUUCACUCCAUCGACGUGAAGUUCAACGCCUCCCACAUCCCGGGAAGUCCCUUCAAGAUCCGGGUGGGGGAGCCGGGGCAGGCCGGAGACCCCGGAAUGGUGUCCGCAUUCGGGCCGGGCCUGGAGGGAGGCACCACGGGUGUGGCGUCGGAGUUCAUCGUGAACACCUGUAACGCGGGCCCCGGGGCCCUGUCCGUCACCAUCGACGGGCCCUCCAAGGUGAAGAUGGACUGUGUGGAGUGCACCGAGGGGUACAAGGUCACCUACACGCCCAUGGCCCCCGGGAGCUAUCUCAUCACCAUUAAAUACGGAGGCCCCCAGCACAUCGUGGGGAGCCCCUUCAAAGCCAAAGUCACAGGAGCGCGGCUGUCAGGGGGACACAGCCUGCACGAAACCUCAUCUGUUCUCGUGGAAACUGUCACCAAGACGUCCACGAGGGGCGGGGCCUUCGCCUCCCUGCCCAAGUUCUCAUCAGACGGCAGUAAGGUGGUCUCACGAGGGGCUGGCCUCUCCAAAGCCUUCAUCGGGCAGAAGAACACUUUCACUGUGGACUGCAGUAAAGCAGGGACGAACAUGCUGAUGGUGGGAGUCCACGGGCCCAAGACGCCGUGCGAGGAGGUGUACGUCAAACACAUGGGCAACAGGAUGUACAACGUCACGUACACAGUGAAGGAGAAGGGCGACUACAUCCUCAUCGUCAAGUGGGGAGACGAGAACGUGCCGGGCAGUCCUUACCACGUCACCGUGCCCUAAAAUCACAGCCCACCCCACCCCCACCGUCUCUCCCACGCCAUCUCUCCCCCACCUUCUCUCCCCCUCCUUUACCAUGGACUGCACACCCCACCCUCCCCCCUGCUGUCUCUCCCUCACCUUCUCUCCCCCUCCUCUACCAUGGACUGCACACCCCACCCUCCCCCCUGCCGUCUCUCCCACACCGUCUCUCCUUUACCAUGGACUGCACACCCAAACCUCUGCCCCACCAUCUCUUGCCCUCCUCUGCCACGGACUGCACACCCCACUGGCUCUCCCCCUCCUUUACCACGGACUGCACAGCCUAACGGACCUAUCCCCUGGGGCGCUUUAAGAACCGCAGACUUUUUUUUUGAUCUCUCUUGGAAAAAGGCAAAAUAUUCUUUUCACGUAUUGUGCCAAAUCCGUGUAUUAAGCAUAGCGCAUGCUGAUGGCCACAGAACAGCAGAGUUCCAUGCCAAUCACUUUAAUUGUACCUCGCAGCUCUUUGGUUAGGUCAGCCCUCCCAACAGUUUUCAUUUCUUUUAUGCUGGUAUUUUUUUAAAGUAUAUUUUUGAUUAUAGACAAUGUACGGAGAGGAGUGAAAGUGGAUCUUUUUUAUUUAGGUCAAAUCUCACCUGUUUUCAGUGUACAUUUGAAGGAACUAUAAAACCGAAUCAGCUGCAGAUUUCUUCACCUUGUUGCCUGAAGGAUGAGAAUUCACAAAGUGCUUUUUUAAUACUCUCAGAUUACACACAAACACACAAAAAAUACAGACAUUACGGAAAAACUAGUGAUUAAUACUACUUUAAAAAGCUGUCGAGUCAAAAACAGACAAAAAGUAUUGGAAUUUAUUUAUUUAGUUUUUUAAUUACCAUUUUAGGACAGGAUUUUGUCUUAUUUGUAAUGAAGAAAGAAAAGUGAGCUUGAUAAAACAAUCUCCACCAUCAGAAUGCUGAAGAUUCUGACAGUCCUGUCUGACACUGUGACCCAGGGCAAAGUAACCUGAUUGGUCGGCGCACUUUUGUACUGAGGUGACAAGACAGCGGUGGUUUCUUAUGUGAAUGUUAAAGCAGACUUUGCAAUUUAAACGCAGUAUUGAGUGACAUUUUAUAGGGGUUUUGUAUGUAUGUAUUAAAAUGACAAAUGUACUUGUUUGAUAUAUUAACAUGCUGUCUGGUAAGAAUUUGCAGACAUAAUAAACUUUUAACUGCUAACUUGCCAUGAAAAAACACAGAA
Messenger RNA from Conger conger (European conger), 10061 nucleotides. It is a transcript of the gene flncb, whose product is annotated as filamin C, gamma b (actin binding protein 280). Gene Ontology annotation, molecular function: actin filament binding. Gene Ontology annotation, biological process: actin cytoskeleton organization. The transcript is spliced from 49 exons. Bases 519 to 8846 code for a protein of 2775 amino acids. Lineage: Eukaryota; Metazoa; Chordata; Actinopteri; Anguilliformes; Congridae. The record is from RefSeq and is a predicted model, not a curated record.